CUAUAAAAUCGUUUUGUUCGCMAUUUGAGGUUUUUCACAGUCUUUGUGCUCUCCGGCUUCAUAUCCGYUCUCUCUUUCUCUUUUCAUAAACAAUUUCUCCCAAAUCUCAGAUCUCUCUGUCACUCUCUCCCAAAAAAUGUUCUCCGUCGCUGGAUCUUCGGUUUCCAUGCCCUCCCUCUCCGCCUCUUUCAAGCAAAUCCAGGCGUCUAGCGGCAGGAUCUCAAGUUUGAAAUUAGUUUCCGUGCCUUUCGGCAGAGCAAGUUAUCCCUUGCAGAGGAGUUACAGGCAAGGACGCCUUCAGGUUUGCUGUGCGGCUAAACCAGAGACCGUGGACAAGGUGGUCGAAAUCGUGAGGAAACAGCUUGCUCUAGCUGCAGAUUCUAAUGUCAAUGGCGAAUCAAAGUUUUCUGAGCUUGGAGCUGAUUCCCUUGAUACGGUUGAGAUUGUGAUGGGUCUGGAAGAGGAAUUUAAGAUCAGUGUGGAAGAAGAGAGCGCCAGUACCAUCACCACCGUUCAGGACGCUGCGGAUCUGAUCGAGUCGCUCAUGGCUCAGGAUGACGAUAAUAAGUCCGCUGCUUAAUUUUCCCUCCUCAUUUUAUUAGAACAUUUUUCAUUUAGCCCUCUCUCGCUCUUCUCUCACCUCCAUACUCUUUCGAGUUUAGCUAGCUUCCAUGCUCCCUUGUUCCUCCUUUUCUUUUGUUUCCAUUUUUACCCCUAAACUUUCUUAAAAUAUCUAUAAUGUUGGUGGAUGGGCUCAUAAACUAAAAUCGAUGCGUGAUAAUUUUGAAUCUAUUCUGUGCUUCCUUAUUUAUUUUCUUUAGUAAUUAGUGAAGUUUCCACAAUGUACCAGACGACUGUAUUCUCCUGCCAGAUUGCUGUGUUUUCUUAUUGGUAAAAUUUUAUUUAGGUCU
Messenger RNA from Momordica charantia (bitter melon), 911 nucleotides. RefSeq names its product acyl carrier protein 1, chloroplastic. Gene Ontology annotation, molecular function: acyl carrier activity; phosphopantetheine binding. NCBI's taxonomy places the organism in Eukaryota, Viridiplantae, Streptophyta, Magnoliopsida, Cucurbitales, Cucurbitaceae. The record is from RefSeq and is a predicted model, not a curated record. Gene Ontology annotation, biological process: fatty acid biosynthetic process.